UUUAUGUGAUAUACAACAGAUUGAUAUUAAACAUUUAUUUUGUUUUCAAUUUUAUCGUGAAUUGUUUGCAACGACGAUGGCCAAUAACAACAACAAUACCACUAUUGUAAAUAAUAAUCAACAACAACAAAUCGAUAAUAAAUUUAUUGAUCUAUUUUUAAACAAUCAAAAUGUGAUCGAAAAAAUGUAUCGCCAAUCAGAUCGAUUAAUUCGUCAAGAAUUUCAACGAAUGAAAUUUGAUCAACAAUCAUGGCGUAUUUGUGAUCUGAAUAAAGAUUUUAAAUUUAGUUAUAGUUAUCCUGAAUAUUUUAUUGUACCAAAUGAUAUAACGGAUAAUGAUUUAGAAUAUGUUGCCAAUUUUCGUUAUUCAAGACGUAUACCUGUUGUUGUUUGGCGUAAUAAUCAUAAUGGUUGUGUUAUAAUGAGAUCAUCACAACCUGUUGUUGGUUGGUUUGGUUGUCGUUGUAAUCAAGAUGAACGUAUGUUACAAACGGUAUUGAAAAUAUGUCAACAUGAUACAAUACAAUAUAGAUUUAUUAUGGAUAAUAAUAAUUUGGUUAUGACAAAAAUUAAUGGUGAUAUUAUUGUAAAUAAUGGAACAUUAAAACUAAAUAAUGGUACAAUUGAUGAUAAUUCUUCAAAUGAUGAUAAUGAUCAAUCGAAUAAUAAUAAUAAUAAAUUAUUAAUUUUGGAUGCAAGAUCAUAUACGGCUGCAUUUGCUAAUCGUGCAAUGGGUGGUGGUUGUGAAUGUCCAGAAUAUUAUACAAAUUGUGAUGUACAAUUUAUGGGCCUAAAUAAUAUACAUAGUAUACGUAAAAGUUUUUAUAGUUUAAGAUAUAUUUGUGAAUCAUCACAGAUUGAUCAAUCAAAUUGGUAUACAAUGUUGGACAAUACAAAAUGGCUUCAUAAUUUGGCUAGUCUUUUGAAAGCUGCUGUUGUUGUUGUUGAUGCAAUCACUAUACAGGAACGUCCUGUAUUAGUACAUUGUUCAGAUGGUUGGGAUCGUACACCACAAGUAAUUGCAUUAGCUGAAUUAAUGUUAGAUCCAUUUUAUCGUACGAUUGAUGGUUUUAAAAUUUUGGUCGAAAAAGAAUGGCUACAAUAUGGACAUAAAUUUGCUGAUCGUUGUCGUAGUAGUACAUUAAAUAUUGAUCCAAAUGAACGAUGUCCAGUGUUUUUACAAUGGGUCGAUUGUGUACAUCAAUUAGUUAAACAAUUUCCACGGGAAUUUGAAUUUAAUGUUUGCUAUCUGAUGAAACUUGUCUAUCAUUCCUAUUCAUGUUUGUUUGGUACGUUUACCUGUAAUAAUGUUCAAGAACGAAAUUCAUUACAAGUUUAUGAUAAAACAAUUUCAUUAUGGUCAUAUUUCGAAAUGAAUCGAGCAAAUUUUAUUAAUUAUCUUUAUUUACCAACAAUUGAGGUACUUCGACCAUCAUGUCGUGUAAAGGAUAUAAUUUUUUGGAAUGAAAUAUAUGUACCUGUUUCGAAUAAUGGUACCGAUGUAACCAAUAUGGCAAUUUCAUCAUGUAAUGGUAUCUGUAAUAGUACAGCUUCAAAUGCUACUGCUAUUGUUUCAACUUCGAAUCGAUCAACUUCUGAUCAACAACAAUAUGAUUGUGAUCAUGAAACUAAAUGUCAAUCACAAUCAAAAUGUGAUCUUAAUCGUUCAGCAUCAUAUGAAAGUUUGGCCAAUUCAGAUUUGAAACAGCCAGCCCCACCACCAUCACAACCAUCAACAAUAUCUGAUAAUUGCAAUAAUCUACCAUCAUUAAAACAAUUUGAUCAAUAUUUUAAUCGAAUAUCAACAACGACAAUACCACCAAUAUUGUCAUCAUCAUCAAUAAUGACCAGGCAUUUAAGUGAUACAUGUCUAUUUAAACGAUCCAAUCAAAUUAUGAAUAAUAAUGUGAUGAUGGCAACACCUUAUAUGACAAAUGGAUUUAUGAUUGGUGAUAAUCAUAUCAAUCAUGAUAUGGAAGAAAUGGUGAAGCAACGACAAUCACCUAUGAUGAAUGAUAUGUCCAACAACAAUAUUGGUCAACAUGAUAUUGAAGAUUGUCAUCUUAUAACUAAUAUAUCGAAUCAUUUUAAUCAUUCAUCUACUACUAUGACAUUAUCAUCUAAUAAACCUAUAUACACUAAUUGUAAUGGAUUAUCAUCACCAUCAUCAAAAAUGAUGAAUAAUUCUUCAACAAGUAUUGAUAGUUUGUCCACUAUAUUCGAUAUUGAUGGUCAAAUUAUUGGCCAUAAUAAUAAUAGUCGAUUACAGUUACAUCAAUUGAUCAAUUAUCAUAAGAAUAUGAUCAAACGGCUAACAAAUCAAUUGAAUUUUAAAAAAUAAACUGAAAAAAAAUCCAAAUAGAACAACAUUCCAGAUGUGGACAACAGUGGAUAAAUAAUCUGAAUACUGGAAUGACAUUGCGACGACCAAAAUUCAUCAACAAACAAAUCCAAAUCAUCCUCUU
This is a messenger RNA of Dermatophagoides pteronyssinus (European house dust mite), 2465 nucleotides long. RefSeq lists its product as uncharacterized. NCBI's taxonomy places the organism in Eukaryota, Metazoa, Arthropoda, Arachnida, Sarcoptiformes, Pyroglyphidae. Gene Ontology annotation, molecular function: phosphatidylinositol-3,5-bisphosphate 3-phosphatase activity; protein phosphatase binding; phosphatidylinositol-3-phosphate phosphatase activity. Gene Ontology annotation, cellular component: membrane; cytoplasm. The record is from RefSeq and is a predicted model, not a curated record. Gene Ontology annotation, biological process: regulation of autophagy; phosphatidylinositol dephosphorylation.